CUCUCAUUAUUCCUCCCACACGCUGUUUCUGAAGCGACAAACUCUGGGAAGCUGCGAACUGCGCCGAUCCCGCAAAGCGGCCGCCCUGAGCUUUUGAGAGGUGCUAUUCUGGGGCCGCGGUCGGUGCGAAGGGACUGGUAGCUUGUGCCAUCCAUACAGCUCUAGUAGAUCCCGCUUGCGGACUUGUGAGCUAUGGCCUCAAACCCGGAAGAUCAGCACGACCGGCGGUUACCCUCGCCUCAAUGGCGCUCGCCGCAGGGCACUCAACAAUUUCCAUAUCACAUACCCAGGCGGACGAUUCCCAUCCCGCCUUACCCGAACGACAGACGAGUUCACAAUAUGCAACUUCCUCCGCCAACGCAACAUCAUAUGCCGACAAAUCGUCCUUAUGACCCAUUCACGCAAUCUGGGAAUGCCUCUUCGGCAUUCUAUGAAGCAACUUCCCCGCACUCAGCUGCGCCGAUGCACUCUUCAGCAUUCUGUAGCACCAACAAUCAUUAUUGCAAUCAUCCACCAAGCUAUCGCUCUGAUGAUGACCAUGCAUCACAGUUCCAGCCCCACGAAUAUUCUCAUUCGACAAACUCGCAGUCGGUAGCGGCUCGUCCUAAAUCACUAUCACAGCGUCGAAUGUCCCGUUCUCCGGAAGCGGACACUCCUCCAGCAGCCGACGCUCCUUCUCGUAGCGGCCACCGAAACUCUAAACUGAGAACAUCAGAUAACGAGAAGGCUUCUCUUCGGGAACAAUGGCAGAACGAUGGGUCCGGCAGCAGCAUGAGUAACGGCAGCAAUGAUGGCUCCUCUCCAAAUGAAUCCCAGGAACGGGAUGAGGAUGAAAAGUCGUCACGAGAACCGGGAGGCUCUACUCAAUACCAAGCCCCAUCGCACUCCGCAACAUCGAAGCUCCAAAGGGACUCUUCGGCCUCUUCCGGGUCGAGUCGUGGCAGCGGCAGUGUCCCCAACCAAUCGAGCAUCCCAAUGGCUCGAGCGGAAGGCGAACGUAAUGGGUUCGCAAAAUCUUCGCAGUCCUCAGGCGAUGAUGACGACAGGAGAGGACCCUCACAUCAGACCAGUGAAGCGGACAUGUCCGCGGAUGUACCCGCUAAGUGUUCAUCAUCGGAAGUAUUUGGUUCCUCCGAAAAGUCUCCACAGAACGGAGCAGGUGGUCCGGCGAAGGUCAAGAAGACCCCCGGACGAAAGCGGCACAAGUUGAACACUCGCUUUGCCAAUGCGUUUAUUCGGCCUUUCGAAGCACCAAGAGACGCUUGUGAAGAGCUGUUGCGGACGAGCCGUGUUGUGAUCCGCCAACAUCCUAAACGCGCUAGGAUGAUCGGAUUUGGGGAGAAAGACCGGCGUCCUAUAGAUCCUCCGCCCAUUCUGGAACUCGAACUGCAGGACAAAAGCGAGCUUCCACUAGUAAUGCACAUCACGGCUGCAAAUCUGGUUGCGCAUGUUUCUUUAGUAUCAGAGUGCGGUCAAUAUGAACGCGACAUGGUCGUCAACCCAUUUGCCGUUCCACCGUCCGAGUCCGGUGCAAUGGCUCCCGACACUGCUUCCCUACCACAGGGCUCCAUACGUCAUCUGUCGCAUCCAAAUGACCGACCACAUAUUCACUCCGGCGUACCACAUACCCUUGCUUCGAACACCUCAUCAAAUGCCGAACGGAUAUCGAGGCACGACUCGAUGUCCGAUGGACCGCGGCUAGAUGGCGCCGGGCCUCAGGAGAGCCGCCCGACGCCCGAGAGUAAAUCAUUCCCGUCACUUCGAGUCGCCAAGCUGAACCAGACACAUAUGCAGGUGCUCAUAGGCACCCUGGUGUCUCCAUGUCACAUCCUGAACGACUGCGGGGGUCAGAAGGGGAUGUUCUUUGUGUUUCCCGACGUCAGCGUUCGAGUCGCGGGACGAUAUCGAUUGCGGUUCAUGGUCUUUGACGUCAGAAAUGCCUUCCUCCCAAAUCCGCCCAGGAAGCACGUAGUGCUGUCCGAUGUCUUCACGGUUUAUCACCCCAAAGAGUUUCCCGGCAUGGCUGAUUCAACUGACCUUUCCAAGUGCUUAUCACAUCAAGGACUUCGCAUUCACAUUCGCUCGGAUCCUAAAGUUAAGGAAGGGCCCGACAGUAAAGUAGCAUGAGCCUGAAUGCCCAGCAACACUGAAACCUGUAGAAAGUAUCUACUCAUGUCUAUUUGGGCGAGUCCACACGUGCCGUUGUAUAUACAUCAAAAUGUGCUAGUCACGAAGCUAUUCUGCGAUAAACACCGCUCAAUUUCCGUC
Fimicolochytrium jonesii is the source of this 2268-nucleotide messenger RNA. Its product is annotated as velvet factor-domain-containing protein. The coding region runs from base 193 to 2127 and encodes 644 amino acids. The record is from RefSeq and is a predicted model, not a curated record. NCBI's taxonomy places the organism in Eukaryota, Fungi, Chytridiomycota, Chytridiomycetes, Spizellomycetales, Powellomycetaceae. The transcript is spliced from 4 exons.